This is a messenger RNA of Manis pentadactyla (Chinese pangolin), 476 nucleotides long. RefSeq names its product DNA-directed RNA polymerase II subunit RPB11-a-like. Gene Ontology annotation, cellular component: RNA polymerase II, core complex. Gene Ontology annotation, biological process: transcription by RNA polymerase II. The record is from RefSeq and is a predicted model, not a curated record. The transcript has a single exon. The coding region runs from base 1 to 312 and encodes 103 amino acids. NCBI's taxonomy places the organism in Eukaryota, Metazoa, Chordata, Mammalia, Pholidota, Manidae. Gene Ontology annotation, molecular function: protein dimerization activity; DNA binding.
AUGAACACUCCUCCUGCUUUCGACUUAUUUUUGCUCUUCAAGGGCAAGAAGAAGAUCACCAUUAACAAGGACACCAAGGUACCCAAUGCCUGUUUGUUCACCAUCAACAAAGAAGACCACACACUUGGCAACAUCAUUAACUUGCAGCUAUUGAAGGACCCCCAGGUAUUGUUUGCUGGUUACAAAGUCCCCCACCCCUUGGAGCACAAGAUCAUCAUUUGUGGGCAGACCACACCAGAUUACAGCCCCCGGGAGGCCUUCACCAAUGCCAUCACAGACCUCAUCAGCAAGCUCUCCCUACUGGAAGAGUGACUCCGGGUGACCAUCAAAGACAAGCAAGAAGGCAUCAGAUAGCAGGGUGCAAGGAGUCUUGCUAGGCAAGUUCCCACCCUGCACUGGGCCCUUCUCCAGGCACCAAGUGGAGGAGAGCAGCUUUUUGUAGAUAUCCUGGUGAGCCCCCAACAUCAACAUGUCCU